UAACAUCUUGUGUCAGGAAAUUCCAUCCUGUUGGAAUUCCUGCAUUUGCCUUUAAAUGUAAUAUAAGUUUCGCAAUUUCCAAGUGUUCCCUGCACACAUCCCAGAGGCUCUCAGAGCUCUCAGAGCUCAGUAUCCAUGAUGAAGGUGGUAACAACAUUACUUCUGUGUGCCCUCAUUGAACUUGUUCACUUUAUUGCACAAGUAAAAUCUUCCAGUCCUGUAAACUGCCAGUGGGGCCCUUAUGGCGAAUGGUCUGAAUGUGACGGCUGCUCAAAGACUCAGAUACGUACACGCAGAAUAUUAGUUUAUGGGCAAUACGGUGGAAGUCCUUGCAGUGGAGAACCGACAGAGACCCGCUCCUGUGCUCCAACACGAGGGUGUCCUCUAGAAGAGGGCUGUGGGAAUCGAUUCAGGUGUUCUUCAGGCAAGUGUAUCAGCAAGUCUCUAAUAUGUAAUGGAGACCAAGACUGUGAAGAGGACGGUUCUGAUGAACAGCAAUGUGAUGAUGUGACCAAAGUGUGUGACAACGAUAAAGUUCCGCCCAAAGCACACCUGACUGGAGCUGGCUAUGAUAUUCUAAAGGGACUUACUCGGAGCAACGUCAUCAACACACAAAGUUUUGGUGGCCAGUGUCGAAAGGUCUUCAGCGGAGAUCACCGAGACUUCUUCAGGCUGACUCAGAGUCUGCUUAAAUACACAUUUCAGGUCAAAAUUGAUAAUGACUUUAGCUAUGAAUUUUAUAACAGCAGCUGGUCUUAUAAAAAGCAUACGGAAUACCACAUGACUUCCAAUUACGAUGGGUCUCAACAUGACGUUAAGGAUUUUGAAAUCAGCAAUAAAAAGAGCAGACAGAUGAUGGUUAUUCGGAAUGAUGUUGAAGUCGCCCAAUUUAUCAAUAGCCCACCAGAAUUUCUGACUUUGUCUGAAGCCUUUUGGAAAGAUCUGACUCUCCUCCCGACUUCCUAUGAUUAUCCUGCGUACCUCAAGUUGAUUGAGCGCUACGGCACUCAUUUCAUGAAAGAGGGCUCAUUAGGUGGUCAGUACAGAAUGUUCUUUUAUAUGGACACAGAGGUCAUGAAGCAAAAAGGCAUGACAAUGAGCGAUGCACUCAAAUGCACCUCUUCUGGCUUCGACUUGUUCUUCAUAAAAUAUUCCAAGCAGGAAUGCAACAAACUUUACGAUGCAAUGCGCCAGUCACAAGGUUAUGAUUCUCAGACUAUAAAAGGCGAUGCAAAGAUAACUGGAGGAGAUGCAGGGUUUGUCUCCGGUCUCAACAAUAUAAAUCCAUCCGACCCUGCUGGCAACAAGGAAACAUAUUCUAAAUGGGCUGGCUCUGUGAAAAACAACCCCAGCGUCAUCAAACAAAAAUUGACACCUCUGUAUGAACUGGUAAAAGAAGUAUCUUGUGCUUCUGUGAAGAAAUAUUAUUUAAAAAAAGCAAUUGAAGAAUAUUUGAGUGAGAGUGACCCCUGCCAUUGCAGACCGUGCCAAAAUAUGGGCCUGCCUGAGAUUGCCGGCACAUUGUGCGCUUGUAACUGUAAACCAGAUACGUUUGGCCCAGCCUGUGAACAGGGCACCCUGCUGAAAGAUCAACCAGGGGUAAUUGAUGGCAGUUGGAGUUGCUGGUCCUCUUGGAGUUCUUGUUCUCGGGGUCGAAGAUCCAGAAGACGAUCCUGUAACAACCCAGCACCUGCAGGAGGUGGCAAGUUCUGCAUUGGAGAAAGUGCAGACUCCCAGCCAUGUGAUGAUGAUGAAAUUGAAUAUUUAAGACAACUUGAACCACAUUGUUUUGACAUAUCUGUUGUCCCUACAAAGUUGUGCCAUUCUCCUCCAGCUCUCAUAAAUGGCUUUGUUCAGGCACCACAGAACUUUUACUCUGUAGGCAGUAAAGCUGUGUAUUCAUGUAUAGAAGGUUAUUAUCUCAUGGGGGAUCCUGUGGCAGAAUGCAGUGAAGAUCUGAACUGGACACGACCCCCCAUGCACUGCAAACGCAUUUCUUGUGAUGUUCCACAUGUAGAGUCUGAUGUUACGGUCCAUCCCUGGAAGCAAACCUACAUGAUAGGAGAGAAAGUGACCAUUUCCUGCCCAGCAGGGCAAACAAUUGAAGGGGCGUCAGAGAUUUUGUGUGACUCCAGUAUGAAUUGGUCACCUAGCCUCAGUGAGAUUCGGUGCAGGACAGUGCCUGACGUUAAGAAAGAAAACCACGAAAAGUGCCAGUCAUGGCAGAAGCUCCAUCAGUCCACAUGCGUAUGUAAAAUGCCUUAUGAAUGCAAAUCGUCUUUGGCAGUUUGUGCAACCAAUGCUAAGACUGGCCGAACAGAGAAGCUAACCGUUUGUAAGAUACACGCUUUACAAUGUCUUGGACGAGAGUACGCUCUUACAGAAAAUGACGCGUGUGGCAUAUCCAGAGCUCAAAGUCAGCCUUGUGGUGCUUGCGAAAUCUGGGAGUCAUGCAAUGAUAAAACCAGCAUGUGCGAAUGCAAACAAAUCAAGGACUGUAAGGAAAAAGGUGCCGAUGUCUGCAUCAGGAUGGGAGAGGUCAACUCAAACAAAACCAUGACAGAAUGUGAAGCAGGAAUUAGAAGAUGUCGAGAUGAGCAUAUUACAGUUGUCAGUAUUAAACCAUGUGAAAUAUAAGAAGUAUUUCAGAAAUAUGAUGUACUGUAAAUUUUGGAACAUUUACAUUAGAUUCAGAUUGUCUGUUCCAAUGGAUCACGUUUGUAAGCUUUUUGCCAUCAUUGACAUGUCGCCCAUUUGUAUUCAUUGUCAAAAGCAUAACUGAAAUAAAGGUGGCAAUUAAAAUACA
Messenger RNA from Polypterus senegalus (gray bichir), 2806 nucleotides. RefSeq names its product complement component 7a (gene c7a). The transcript has 18 exons. Bases 136 to 2637 code for a protein of 833 amino acids. The record is from RefSeq and is a predicted model, not a curated record. Gene Ontology annotation, biological process: immune response. Gene Ontology annotation, cellular component: membrane attack complex. Lineage: Eukaryota; Metazoa; Chordata; Cladistia; Polypteriformes; Polypteridae. Gene Ontology annotation, molecular function: protein binding.